Messenger RNA from Cordyceps militaris CM01, 1056 nucleotides. Its product is annotated as inorganic pyrophosphatase. NCBI's taxonomy places the organism in Eukaryota, Fungi, Ascomycota, Sordariomycetes, Hypocreales, Cordycipitaceae. Gene Ontology annotation, biological process: phosphate-containing compound metabolic process. The coding region runs from base 1 to 1056 and encodes 351 amino acids. Gene Ontology annotation, cellular component: nucleus; cytoplasm. Gene Ontology annotation, molecular function: inorganic diphosphate phosphatase activity; magnesium ion binding. The record is from RefSeq and is a predicted model, not a curated record. The transcript is spliced from 5 exons.
AUGGGUCUGGGUGCCCCGCCCCCUCCAUCGGGCGGUCGAGGUCCUACUACCAAGUUCUCUGCAGCUUCUUCUCCUCCUCACUUCCCCUCCUCUUCCUCUUCCACAUCGCUUCUGCGAACCUCGCAAAUCGCAAACCACCUCCAGAACCCCGCGCCGCGCACGACGCACCGCUCACUCUCCACGAUGGUGUCCCCGUACGCGGUCCGCAAGAUUGCCGCUCCCAACACCCUCGAGCACCGAGUCUACAUUGAGAAGGAUGGCGUCCCCGUCUCCCCCUUCCACGACAUUCCCCUGUACGCCAACCAGGAGCAGACUAUCCUCAACAUGAUUGUUGAGAUCCCGCGCUGGACCAAUGGCAAGCUCGAGAUUUCCAAGGAGGAGCUGCUUAACCCCAUCAAGCAGGACAUCAAGAAGGGCAAGCUUCGUUUUGUGCGCAACUGCUUCCCCCACAAGGGCUACCUCUGGAACUACGGUGCCUUCCCCCAGACCUGGGAGGACCCCAACGUCAUCCACCCCGAGACCAAGGCCAAGGGUGACAACGACCCUCUCGACGUCUGCGAGAUUGGCGAGCUUGUCGGCUACCCCGGCCAGGUCAAGCAGGUCAAGGUCCUCGGUGUCAUGGCUCUUCUCGACGAGGAGGAGACUGACUGGAAGGUCAUUGUCAUUGAUGUCAACGACCCUCUUGCUCCCAAGCUCAACGACGUUGAGGAUGUCGAGCGCCACCUCCCUGGCCUCCUCCGCGCCACCAACGAGUGGUUCCGCAUCUACAAGAUUCCUGACGGCAAGCCCGAGAACCAGUUUGCCUUUUCCGGCGAGUGCAAGAACAAGGCCUAUGCCCUCGAUGUCAUCCGCGAGUGCGGCGAGGCCUGGGAGCGCCUGAUCACCGGCAAGACCGCCGCUGGCGAUGUCUCCAUUGCCAACGUUACCGUCUCUCGUUCUCCUGCCCGCAUCACUCCCGACCAGCUCCCUCCUCUGCCUGCCAACCAGGAGAUUCCUCCUGAGAAGAUUGACAGCUCCAUUGACAAGUGGUUCUUCAUUAGUGGCGCCUCUGCUUAA